Messenger RNA from Aethalodelphis obliquidens (Pacific white-sided dolphin), 2883 nucleotides. It is a transcript of the gene MAP3K8, whose product is annotated as mitogen-activated protein kinase kinase kinase 8. Gene Ontology annotation, molecular function: ATP binding; protein kinase activity. The transcript is spliced from 8 exons. Gene Ontology annotation, biological process: protein phosphorylation. Lineage: Eukaryota; Metazoa; Chordata; Mammalia; Artiodactyla; Delphinidae. The record is from RefSeq and is a predicted model, not a curated record. The coding region runs from base 557 to 1963 and encodes 468 amino acids.
UCUUCUCAUGUGCACGUCCUUUAACGCUCCCUUCGUCUUAAGGACCGGGAGGAAUGGAGGGGAGGGGGUUUAGCAGGGUCGAGAGCCUCCGAGCAACUUCACGCUUGCAUCCCGGAUCCCAUUCUGCGACCAGUAGGGUGGUUAUAGCAGAAGACGAAUGCUGGGCUUUUGGCCUAAGAAAGAAUGUUAAGGGGAAAAAUGUUAUUUCACAGAUGUUUCCCCGUGGAAAUGCAGUAUCAGGAUUCCGAAGUUCUAGUUCUAGGAGGGGAACCACGUUGAAAAAGGAAGCGCAGCGUCCAGAUCGUCCCAAAAGUUAACGGGGAAGGCCGCGAGCUAUCUUUAAGAAAACAUUGCAACGUCUGUUUCACUUUUGGAAAGACGUAUUUUGGCCCAGAAUAAAGGACUGCUCCCGACAAAAACAGGGAAAGAAGCAGUAAUACAGUUGCUUUGCGUAUCUGUGGCCUCAGUUUUAGGUACUUGCCAAGUAGGAGGUAAUCUGAAUCGGCAGACGGCCCCAGAUCUGAUGGGUUGAGACUCUCUGGAGAGCCUGACAGUGAUGGAGUUCAUGAGCACUGGAAGUGACAGCAAAGAAGAAAUCGAUUUAUUAAUGAAACAUUUGAACGUGUCUGAUGUAAUAGACAUUAUGGAAAAUCUUUACGCGAGUGAAGAGCCUGUGGCCUACGAACCCAGUCUGAUGACCGUGUGUCAGGACAGCAAUCACGAGGAGGAGGGGCGUGCCGACUCCGUGCUGCUCAGCGGCCAGGAGGGGCCUUGGCUGUCAUCGGUCCGAUACGGAACCGUGGAGGACUUGCUUGCGUUUGCAAACCACAUAUCCAACACCGCCAAGCGUUUGUACGGACACCGACCGCAAGAAUCUGGAAUUUUAUUAAAUAUGGUAAUCACUCCCCAGAACGGACGCUAUCAGAUAGACUCUGAUGUUCUUCUCAUUCCUUGGAAGCUGACUUACAGGAAUAUUGGCUCUAAUUUUAUUCCUCGGGGGGCCUUUGGAAAAGUGUACUUAGCACAAGACAUAAAAACUAAGAAAAGAAUGGCGUGUAAACUGAUCCCAGUAGACCAAUUUAAGCCAUCUGACGUGGAAAUCCAGGCUUGCUUCCGGCACGAGAACAUCGCUGAGUUAUACGGCGCGGUUCUAUGGGGCGAAACCGUCCAUCUCUUUAUGGAAGCAGGCGAGGGAGGGUCUGUCCUGGAGAAACUGGAGAGCUGUGGACCCAUGAGAGAAUUUGAGAUUAUUUGGGUGACAAAGCAUGUUCUCAAGGGACUUGAUUUUCUGCACUCGAAGAAAGUGAUUCACCAUGACAUUAAACCUAGCAACAUUGUUUUCAUGUCCACAAAAGCUGUUUUGGUGGAUUUUGGUCUAAGUGUCCAAAUGACUGAAGACAUCUAUUUUCCUAAGGAGCUGCGAGGAACAGAGAUUUACAUGAGCCCGGAGGUGAUCCUGUGCAGAGGCCAUUCGACCAAAGCAGACAUCUACAGCCUGGGGGCCACGCUCAUCCACAUGCAGACGGGCACCCCGCCCUGGGUGAAGCGCUACCCACGCUCCGCCUACCCCUCCUACCUGUACAUAAUCCACAAGCAAGCGCCUCCUUUGGAAGAUAUCGCUGAAGACUGCAGUCCUGGCAUGAGAGAGCUGAUGGAGGCCGCUCUGGAGAGGAACCCCAGUCACCGCCCCAGGGCAGCAGACCUGCUGAAACACGACGCCCUGAACCCCCCUAGGGAGGAUCAGCCCCGCUGUCAGAGCCUGGACUCUGCCCUCUUUGAGCAGAAGCGGCUGCUGAGCCGCAAGGAGUUGGAGCUUCCUGAGAACAUCGCCGAUUCUUCAUGCACAGGGAGCACCGAGGAAUCGGAGGUGCUGAAGAGACAGCGUUCUCUCUACAUAGACCUUGGGGCCCUGGCUGGCUAUUUCAACCUUGUCCGGGGUCCACCAACGCUAGAAUACGGCUGAUGGAUGGCGGCAUUUGCCCUAAAUUAGGACUCAGCAUUUGCUGGUCUCUGGGAAGCUGAUUCUGCUGACUCCGUGCAGGGGCUCUGUCAAGUGAAUUGUGCGUUUAUCGGCUGGGCUCCCACGACUCAUGGACGUGACUCCACGUGGCUCCUGUGUGUUGAUCUGUGAAGCUGCCCGGGGCCCCAUCAGGCUGGAAGGUUCUCAUUUCUCAGGUGGUACGUCUGACUCGAAGCUGAGAGUUCACCGAAGGAUCGUUUCCAGUGGCUGAUUCCAUUCACUGUGCACUUUGCUCAAAAUUUAAAAAAUACCAAUCACAAGGAUAAUAUAUUAGCCUAAAAUUACUAUUCUCGGUUCUAAUUUAAAUAUGGGAAGUUCAUUGAACUCAGAAUAGUUUGGUGUAUAUUAGUGUGUAUUCUAUGAUAACUCUUUGAGUCUUUGUCAGUAAACCCCAAUAUAAAUGAAAAUAUUGCAGCAAUGAGCUGGACUAGUGUCUUAAAAAUGGCUGAUGAGUUAGGAGCCAUCUGGCGGCAGGCCACUAGAGAUGGGUUCUGUUACGUUCCUAUGGAAACAUUUUGUACUGUACGUGCUAUGCUUCAAACAUUUAAAACGUGAUGUUUUGAAUGUGGAUAAAACUGUGUUAAACCACAUAAUGUCUGUACAUCCCAAAGGAUGAGAAUGUGACCUUUAAGAAAAAUGGAACCAUUUAUAAAUUCUUAAUAAUGCGACUUUUAUAACUCUUAUUUCUCUAUUUUCUUUAAAGCAUUUGUAUAUUAAAAUAGCAUACUGUGUAUGUUUUAUAUCAAAUGCCUUCAUGAAUCUUUCUUAUUAUAUAUAUAUUUUUAACACUGUAAAGUAUGUGAGUAUUCCUACUUCAAAGUAUGUUUUUACAUCAUGCAAAUAAAAAUGACACUUUUAUCCAA